This is a messenger RNA of Eucalyptus grandis, 3333 nucleotides long. RefSeq names its product factor of DNA methylation 4. The record is from RefSeq and is a predicted model, not a curated record. The transcript has 8 exons. Bases 201 to 2234 code for a protein of 677 amino acids. Lineage: Eukaryota; Viridiplantae; Streptophyta; Magnoliopsida; Myrtales; Myrtaceae. Gene Ontology annotation, biological process: gene silencing by siRNA-directed DNA methylation.
CGCGAUGCGUUUCUGAGCUAUUCCUCCGUCCUUCGUCCUUCGUCUCAUCACGUCGUUCUUCGUCCUUCCGUCGUCUUCGUUCUCUUCUCUUCAAGCAGCGGCGCCACCCCCCCGGGGCGGACGAUCUAUUGCAGUUCCAGCGUACCGGGGUGGUCUAGGGUUUCGCGGUUCGCUCGGCGUGGCGAGUACCUGCGUACGCUAUGGACGAACGAGGAAUGAAAAUGGUCCACAGAGAAGACAAAGGAACAAGCAAAAGGAGGUCUGAGCUGGAGGAGUAUGAAGAUCGUUAUUAUCAAGAAUUGAAGGGACAUUAUAUCAGGAUCAAAGUUUCAGAUUCACAUUAUAGGUGUCCAUACUGCAGAAGUGCACGUGAUUAUCUCUUUGAGGACCUUUUAAAGCAUGCCUCACGCAUAUCGAAGAAUUUAAAAGGGACAAGUACUAAGGAGAUUGCCAAGCACUUGGCAUUGGAGAGAUACAUAAGAAAAUACUUCUCUAGUAAAGUUAAUGCCGAAAAUUCUUCCAACAUAAGACUCUCUUCAGCUAAGGACGAUCAGCAGUUAACACUCUCUUCAGCUAAGGACGAUCAGCAGUUAACACUCUCUUCAGCUAAGCACGAUCAGCAGUUAACACUCUCUUCAGCUAAGAACGAUCAGCAGUUAACACUCUUUUCAGCAAAGAACGAUCAGCAGUUAACACUCUCUUCAGCAAAGAACGAUCAGCAGUUUGUCUGGCCCUGGAUGGGUGUAAUUGCAAACAUCGAGACUGAAGUUAAGGAUGGAAGAUAUGUUGGGGAGAGUGGUACCAAAAUUAGGCAGGAGUUGGAAAAGAAAGGAUUCAACCCUGUGAGGGUGCAGGCCUUAUGGAACUAUCGGGGUCAUUCGGGACUAGCAGUUGUUGAGUUUAAUAAAGACUGGGUGGGCUUCUGUAACGCCAUAGCUUUUGAGAAAAGCUAUGCGAUUGAGCGCCGUGGGAAGAGGGACUUUUAUGUCUCCAGGGACAGGGGAGACAAGUUGUUUGGUUGGUUGGCACAUGAUGAUGAUUACUAUUCGAGAGGCAUAUUGGGAGACCACCUUAGAAAGAAAGGGCACUUGCGAACUUUGUCCGAUAAAGAGGCAGAAGAACAACGCCAACGGUCAAUGCUUGUUGCUGACUUACAGAAGACGCUGGAGAUCAAGAGCUCGCGACUUAUGGAGAUGGAGAGCAAGUAUGAAAAAACAAAGCAUUCCCUCGACAAUUUAGUGACACAAAAGGAUGAAAUGCUGAGGGCUCAUAAUGAAGAAAUAAGAAAGAUGCAGCAGAUUGUCCGGGAUCAUCUUGCGAAGAUAUACCUGGAGCAUGACAAGGUGACACAGCAUUUGCAAGCUCAAAAACACGAGCUUCAGCAGCAGGAAGAAGAGUUGGAAUUGCGAGAAUUUCAAAAUGAAGGCAAGAGGGCAAAGCUUAGACAUGAUAAGGAAAUGGUUGAAAGGGCAUUUUUGGAGCAGCAGAAAGCAAACGAUAAUUUCUUGAGGCUGGCAGAAGAUCAGAAGAGAGAAAAGGAGAAACUUCACAGGAAAAUUUUUGAGCUCGAAAGAGAACUCGAUGAUAAACAAUCGUUGGAAUUGGACAUUGAGCGCUUGAGAGGUGCUCUGCAAGUCAUGAAACACAUGGAGGAUGAUGAUGAUGUGGACCUUAAACAGAACAUGGAGGAGAUUGAGGAAAGUUUAGAGGCAAAGGAAGAACUGAGAAAAGUGCUUACUGUUAAGCAUUGGACGACCAAUGUCGAAUUGCAGGAUGCUCGCAAGGAGCUGAUUAAAACUUUCCAGAAUAAUACAAGUCGUGCCCAGAUUUGGGUCAAAAGAAUGGGAGAACUUGACAGCAAGCCGUUCCUCGUAGCAGCAAAAAGAAAAUAUGCCGCGAAAGAAGCAAAUGUAAUGGCAGUGACACUCUGUUCUGAGUGGGAAAAACUUCUAAGAGAUCCAGGAUGGUACCCCUUUAAAGGCAUAACAGAGGGAGAGAAUCGCAAGGAAAUUAUUGAUGAAGAAGAUGAAAAGCUAAAAGCCCUUAAGGAUGAGUAUGGUGAAGACGUCUUCAAGGCAGUAUCAAAGGCCCUCGAAGAGAUCACUGAGUACAAUGGCAGUGGCAGGUACACCGUGCCUGAGCUAUGGCAUUCUAGAGAAGGAAGAAGAGCAUCUCUCAAAGAGGGAGUUGCUUACCUUCUCAAGCUGUGGAAACCCCAAAAGAAGAAGAAUUAGAGACUCUUAAUGUACUCAGGUGGGCAGUCUGGCAUCUUCAUCCUCCUACUUGUUGCGGAUACACAUCUCAGGAUGCAGUUGUUGAGUCCAGAUACUUGAUUUCUAAAGCUGACUGAGUGUAGAUUCUUGAAGUAGAAUUAGGCCAUUCAAAAUAGGCGUACUUGCUGUUUCGUUCAAUUAGACUGAAGGGGAAAAAACCAAACUUUCCUUUGACUUUUGACAGGAGCUCUCAUGGAGUAUUUAUGAGAUGUAUUUACAAUUUGAUUCUUUCAUAGACGACCAUAGCUGCAUCCUUUGCUCUGUGCAAACCCACAAGAAAAUUCUCAGUGGAUGACGGUAUUGCUGUGUUCUCUUAGUUUUUGUGUCGUAUCUAUUCGAAACGAUCUCAAGAAGUUGUCUAGAAAUGAGUGGCUUCUGGCUAUGGGUUUUCGGAUAACGCUCAUCUUGGUAGAUCGCAAGGUGUGGGAUUGUGAAAACUGAGUGUGGCCUGCGUAGCUCUGCUUGGGAAUCCUCAAAAUCCUACUUAUCUUGGGUUGUCGUGUUUCUAAAAUUUUAUGGAGGAAUUCGUCUUGGCCGAUAGAUUUGGAAGAUGGAGGGAAUGAACCCCAUCCGCGAGUGGAUGAAAUGGAACUCCUACAUGCUGAUACAGGCAAAUCCACUAAAUGGCGUGCAGGAAUUUUCCCAUGUCUGGUAGCGUGAUACGGGCACCCUAUCAGGAUGGCCAGGAAUCAGGCUAUUAAGAAUGGUGGGAAAACAAAAUUGACAGGAACUAGCGAGUAGCGACAAGAGUAUUCGUCGAUUCUGCUCCGAACAUGUCGAUGCGUGGGUUGCUGGUGAUGCUGUGCCGAAGAAGAGAUACAAAAAUGGUUUCCUCCUCUGGAAGAAGUUGGAGCGAGAAUAAAAUCAACUGGGGCGCAUCUUCCAAGAACAAAAUAAGACUCGAGCUACCGAGUGUAUUUGUUGGCGUUGUGGUUGGAAUAUGUGCAAUGUUACCGAGCAAAUGAAAAGAAUGGCUGUAGGUAUUUGCAGGGAAAAUUGUUAAACUUAUCCUAUGGCAACCAGUUUGUUAAUUUAGUCUUAAAUUUUUUAAUUUUACUAA